AUGGAAGAACAGGAAGGAAAUUUGCAAGCGGAAGAAUUGGAAUUUGCACCAGCAGCACUGGAUGACUCUCUGCCAGAAGUAAAGGAUCAAGAAACUUGGGGACAGAAGAGGACCCCAGACCUACUUUCAUUAGCACACUAUUUCGCAUGGCACUAUCAUGAAAUGCUUGGACUGGAUAGAGGAUUGGUGGAACACAAAUUACCAAUAAAAGAAGGUUACCUACCAGUCAAGCAGGCCAGAAGAAGGAUGUCCAUGGAGACAGAACUGAAAGUCAAAGAAGAAGUGGAAAGGCUGGCUAAAGCAAGUUUGAUCAAGCCAGUCAUUUAUGCUGAUUGGUUGUCCAAUAUUGUACUAGUCCUUAAGAGGAAAACAGGGGCAGUCAGAAUAUGUGUGGAGUACAAAAACCUGAAUGCAACAUCUCCCAAAGAUGAGUAUCCAAUGCCUAUGGCAGACAUGCUGGUAGACAAAGCUGCUCACAAUCAAAUGCUAUCAUUCAUGGAUGGCAAUACAGGAUACAAUCAAAUAAUGGUGGCAAAAGAAGACAUCCACAAGAUAGCCUUCAUGUGUCCAGGGCAUAUAGGUGUUUUUGAAUACACUGUAAUGCCUUUUGGUUUGAGAAAUGCAGGAGCCACUUAUCAAAGGGCAAUGAAUUCUAUUUUCCAUGACAUGAUAGGUCAUUCUCUAGAGGUCUAUAUAGAUGAUGUGGUGAUCAAGUCUCCAGAAAAAGGAGAUCAUGUAUCCAAUCUAAAGAAAGCAUUCUUAAGUAUGAGAUAG
Messenger RNA from Prunus armeniaca (apricot), 774 nucleotides. NCBI's taxonomy places the organism in Eukaryota, Viridiplantae, Streptophyta, Magnoliopsida, Rosales, Rosaceae. The record is from the annotation of a GenBank genome assembly.